Synchytrium microbalum is the source of this 4140-nucleotide messenger RNA. RefSeq lists its product as uncharacterized. Gene Ontology annotation, biological process: signal transduction; protein phosphorylation. The record is from RefSeq and is a predicted model, not a curated record. NCBI's taxonomy places the organism in Eukaryota, Fungi, Chytridiomycota, Chytridiomycetes, Synchytriales, Synchytriaceae. The transcript is spliced from 20 exons. Bases 1 to 4140 code for a protein of 1379 amino acids. Gene Ontology annotation, molecular function: ATP binding; protein binding; protein kinase activity.
AUGGCGACAAUCGACCAAUCGCUCAGUAAAGAUUGCGAGUUCGUUGAUGCGGAGCCUGACCUAGAGCUAGUGCCUGAUUUGGAAGACGAAGAGCGUUUCUCUGACGAGGAAGCUGAUGUGAAGCUUGCAAAGUCGAAGCUUGUGAAAAACGAGGUUGACGAGGAGGAUGAGGAAGAAGGCAUACCAGAUUUUAGUGCAUUACUACUCUCAAGAGAACACACGAUGGCCAUUCGAGGAUUAAAGCUCGGUGAACCAAACGGUUCUGAUGAACAUCGGACUAAAUUACAAGAAUCCAUGGACGCUUAUAUGCUCGUACUGUCUGAAGAACGUCGUGCAGCCAAGAGGACGAUCGUGGAAGCUACGUGGCUACCUAAAGAACGCAUGGCCGAGAUCAUUCAACCAACAGGAGUACACUUUAUGACGACAGGACGACUAACAGUCAAGGGAAAGCUUCGACUGUUUCCCGAAGAGACUUUGUACUUGAUGGAACGUAGUGUCGUUGUAUUAAGAGUCGGUGCUGGACUCGUGUCGCUACAGCAAGCAUAUCUCUUAUUGCUGGAUUCGUGGUGCACGUUAGAAAAGUGCCAAGCGUACAUGUACCUGAGACGGCUUGGGUACUGCGUGUAUCGGCAUAGUCUGCUGAAAGAAUCAGACUUGAUAAUACCACAAGCAGACAAGGCCCUGAACGAUUUAGAACCCACAAAAUCGACUGUGAUAGUGUGGAAGCCACUAAAUCAAGUCUUGUCCUUCUUGCUAUCUCGAUUCACGAGCUGGUGGAAACCACCACGAAAGUCAAAUGUAUAUGAUGCACUAGUGAAUACGUCCGAAUGCAUAUCAUUUGAUGAUAUUUAUAAACAGCUUCGAGUGAUACCGCUACCCAUUCUGGAAUCACCUCUAAGUGCUACAUGGGCUUUAGACUUUGACGCGUACAAGCCUCGAAGCCAUUUCAAAAAGUCAAAUCCAGGGCCUCCAUCGUUUAGUUUCACUGUCAUCAAGUCGACCGAUUCAAUUCCUAUAUCUAGUGAAUUCGAGCAUCUACAGUCUCAAGUACCUGAUAUACCAGUCAAACUAGUGGUACUAGAUGGUGCUGUGGAAAAGGCUUACUACAAUGGGGCAGAAGUAGCCGUAAAAUCAAUCGACGUCAACGGACAACGGCAGAAUGUGCUCAAUCUUCGCAAAGAAGCCGGAGUCUUGAUCUCUUUACGACACCCAAACAUUGUGUAUUUCUAUGGUAUCACGGAAACUACAAACCUGCAUCGACGCCGAUAUCUUGUUAUGGAGUACAUGGAGGGAGGGUCUCUAGAUGGUCGUAUAACUAGCAUGACGGAUUGGAAGGAACGAUUUAAAAUUGCUAUGGAUGUCGUUCGUGGACUUUUGCACAUACACUUCCGUAAAAUAUUACAUAGGGAUCUUAAGUCAGCGAAUAUUUUGCUGGACGGGACUGGACGAGCCAAACUAGCUGAUUUUGGGCUCGCAUCGCAGAGUGCUGCUGAUUUGGCUUCUGCUGGAAAGAUUGGUACAAUGGCCUACAUGGCUCCUGAAUUAAACGCCGGUACAUCACAGGCUACGGAAGCUACAGAUGUAUAUUCUCUCGGUGUCUUGCUAUGUGAGAUCGGAUCAUGUAUUGGGCCAUACGGAGUGCCGCUUGAGAAGAUUACGAGUGGCAAUAUCAAGUGGUUUUGGCUGGGAAAUACUCCUAAAAUGGAUCGGUGGCCAUGCCCUAUUCCAUUCAAAGAGUUGAUUGUUCGGUGCCUGUCUAUUCAGCCGGAAUCGCGACCUACUGCGAAUCAAGUCAUGGAAUAUAUGCAACUUUAUCAGGAUGAAAUGCUCCAGUAUGGAUUAGUCAAGACUGGAUCAUCUGCAAGCUUACUCGCGCCAAAUCCACCGCAAUCGGCGCUGGAUAACUUUGCUCAGCGCUUUGGUCCUACUUCGUGGCAAUGCAAUCUCAAGUUCAAGGCUCAUUCUUUUUUUAUCAGUUACCGUGUCUCAUCUGAUUCCCUAUCCGCAAAGUUACUGUGGUACGAGCUCCGAAAUAACGAGCUCCACGGGUAUUUGGAUGAAGAAUGCCUCCAACCAUCUAUGUCCUUUGAAGCAUCAUUCUUGGCUGGUCUGCUUCGAUCAAGGAUUAUAGUGUUGAUAGUGUCCAAACACGCAAUAUUGCCUUUUAGAGAGGCUGAUAAGAAGCCAGAUAAUAUGCUUCUUGAGUGGGAAAAUGCUCUGGAAGCCAAGAACUCGAAGCAAUCACGAGUAUACCCAGUCUUUGUAGCUAGUCAAGACAAGCAAGGGAAAUGGGUCGAAUUUACUGACUUUGAUAUCUCUGUCUUUCCAAAUGUCAAACAUGCUCACCCUAUGAGCAAGACUCAGCUGACGAUUCGAGAGACAGUUCAACGAAUGUUUGCUAUAGAAGGAACCAAAGUUUUCAAAGUUGAUAGAAACAUGAUUCCAGGCCUGAAGAUCGUCCUGCAAUCACAAAUUGCAGUUGAUUCCGAUCGAGCCGCAGAACUAGCCCAACUACAAUAUCAAAAGGGAGAGUUCGAAAAGGCAGUAUACUGGGCCAAGAUGUGUAUUGACCUAACGUCUCAUGCUACCGGACAUUACAUAUACGGAUUGUGCUUGGAGGAUGGGUCUGGUGGUGAAAGCAAGAAUACAGCGCUGGCCUCUGAACAGUUUCAGAAGGCUUCGGAGCGUGGCAGUAUGGACGCUAGGAUAUACUUGCAGAGUCGGUCAUCGCUCCAAACGACUAGCAAUCCGUCCAGCGCUGGAUCUUCUGCUACAUCCUCGAUGGGUGUUUUGUCGAGUGAUGACGCCAAUAGUAAAACUACCAAGGCAAUCCAAAAGCUCUCGGGCUUCCCCAAAGCACAAUCAUUCUGGACGGAAAACUUUGGACUCGUGGAAGAAGUGGAAUUCCAGAAAUUCGUAAACGCUGUUCGGCUGGAAUCGGACGAUAUCAUGCUCAGACGUCUGAAAACCGAUUCAGUCGAAACGAAAGCGUUUCGAGCAAUGAUAUGUCAGAGUGCUGUGGACAGAGUAUGGAUUCACGACCUGUUGUUAUUUUUACGAGAGCACAAGGCUACUCCUGCUAGUUCUGUCGCGGAUGUAUUGGCUGUUGCUAUUGAUUCUCCAGAGGACGCAUCGUCGAGUCCAAAUCAAGGAGUGGCUGUUGCUGUUACGUCUUCUGCCGUUGGUCCACCUAUAUCACCGGUGACGCCAAUAUCACCAGUAUUGCCAGUGACAAGCGGGCCUCUUGAGACUCGAAGGGAGAUUAUCACGUUGACCGGUCAUGCUAAGAGUGUUUACUCACUUUUCGCUUUACCAUCUCCUGACAAUUGUGUUUUCAGUGGUUCUGGUGACAACACAAUUAAGAAGUGGUCAUUUAUGACCAAUCAAUGCGAAAUGACUUUCUCAGGCCACACCGGCUUCUUAAACUCUGUAGAUUCAGUCUUUGUGUUUCAGGGAGUCCUGUACUCAGCAUCCCGUGACAAGACUGCGAAACAGUGGGAUCUCAAGACUGGUAAAGUGAUUAGAACGUAUAAAGGGCACACCGGGCCCGUAUGGGGUUUGCAUGUGAUACCUCAGAGGCUGUUUACGGCUUCAGCAGAUAAGACGAUUCGUGAAUACGAUACGAAUUCUGGGCAGCUGGUUAAAGUUUAUACGGGGCAUACGAAUGAGGUUUUCACGGUUUGGGUGGAUGGGACUGUGAAUAGGAUGUUUAGUGCUAGUCAAGAUAAACGUAUCAUCGAAUGGAACAUACAAAGUGGCAAGCAAGUGAAAACCUAUCUUGGACAUACAAAUUCUGUUUAUUCAGUCAAGGCUCUUUCAGAGCUGAAUCGGAUGUGGUCUGGAUCAUGGGACGAGACCAUUCGUGAAUGGAAUACUGUUACGGGAGAUUGUGUACGAGUAUACUCCGGCCAUACAGGUUCCGUAUCCACGUUGUGUGUACUGGGAGCACCAAAUUUUAGAUUAUACAGUGGAUCUCACGAUAGGUCUAUACGUGAAUGGGAUAUCAAUACAGGACAGGUGGUUCGACAAUACAUAGGACACACAAAUUACCUCACCUCUAUCUUCUGCCUGCUGCCGAGUAAUUUAAUGUUUUCUGCUUCAUUAGGAACGACAAUGAGAGUUUGGGAUAUAACUCCUUAA